AUGAAAUUCCGUGCAGGUGAUUUUGACCUCAAUGACGCUCUUCGGUCAGGGAAGCCCAUUGAGGUUGAUGAUGACAAAAUAAAGACAUUGAUCGAGUCAAACCCACGUUACACGACACGAGAGAUUGCAGAAACAUUGAACAUCCAUCAUUCAAGCGUUCAUGACUACCUGAAGAAGCUGGGAUACGUAAACAAACUCGAUAUUUGGGUUCCUCAUGAUCUCAAAGAAGUUCAUUUGACAACGCGUAUAAACAUCUGCGAUAUGUUUAUUAAACGUGAGGAAAACGAUCCUUUUUUGAAGCGACUGCUAACUGGUGAGAAGUGGAUUGUUUACAACGUGGUGCGCAAAUGGUCUUGGUCCCGACCUGAUGAUUCGCCUCAAACGACAUCAAAAGCAAAUAUUCAUCAGAGGAAGGUUAUGCUCUCAGUGUGGUGA
This is a messenger RNA of Pogonomyrmex barbatus (red harvester ant), 435 nucleotides long. RefSeq names its product histone-lysine N-methyltransferase SETMAR-like. The record is from RefSeq and is a predicted model, not a curated record. Lineage: Eukaryota; Metazoa; Arthropoda; Insecta; Hymenoptera; Formicidae.